AUGGAGAAUUUCGAUUCAGAAAAACCAACUACCGAAGUAUCGCCCGGUCAAAGUGAGGAAGACAACCUCUUUGUCGAAGUGGACAUCGACGGAUCCAACGAGAAUGACGACUUACCGGCAAAAUCAAGCAGUUUUCUACGGAUGUUAAACCAGUCCUUACAUACAAUGGUUGGCUCAACUAGACUGUCACUGACAAUUGCAAUGACUCAUUGCUGUCAGAAAUUGAAAAUGGUUUCUCUCAGGAGGACGAUAUGGGCCUGGCUAUUACAGAGAAACUCGCUACCAUAAUCAAUAAGCGUUGGUCUGGAAAACUGAGCAAUCAAAAGCUGAAAGAAAAGCGGGAUCAAUACCCCCGCCCAGACAACUGUGACAGACUUGUGGUGCCACGCAUUAACCCAGAAAUCUGGGCGAGAAUAGACCACACUGCAAAACAGUUGGACCUUCGCGCCAGCACAAACCAAUCUAAUCUGGCCAAAGCAGGAGUUGUCCUGGCAAAAUCAACCGACAAACUUCUGUCACUUUAUUAA
Messenger RNA from Paramuricea clavata, 527 nucleotides. NCBI's taxonomy places the organism in Eukaryota, Metazoa, Cnidaria, Anthozoa, Malacalcyonacea, Plexauridae. The record is from the annotation of a GenBank genome assembly.